This is a messenger RNA of Acaulospora colombiana, 2525 nucleotides long. The record is from the annotation of a GenBank genome assembly. Lineage: Eukaryota; Fungi; Glomeromycota; Glomeromycetes; Diversisporales; Acaulosporaceae.
ACGCGGUUGGCGAAACUUCAAAGUUAAUUGAAGGGAGCUUAGAUAAUGCAGAAGACAUUGCCAAUAAUGGUCAAGGAUCAUCCGAUCGAUCCACAAAAAACUCUUCUCGAAAAAAAGUCAAAAUAAAUAAAGCUACCAAGCAAGAUGUAAGCGACGAACAAGAUAAUUUAAGUUUGAAUAACAUUAAUUCCCUAAGUAACAUUCCCGACGAGAAAUCGGUGUCUUUAAAUGGGAAGGUUUCCUCGCAAAAGAAAAAACACAAUAUAAGAACGACAUCCGCUCGUCGAAAGAAUAUGUCUCGAAAAUCAUCUCAUGAGGAAGAUGACGCCAAGGUGGUAUCCGAGAACGUCGCCGUUAAUUCUCCUCAUAUUAGCAUUGAGGAACAUAAAUCGAAAGCUAAUGGAAACUUAACUCCGCAAGCAAAUGAGCCAUCGCCGAAAGGCACGGUUAAAAAGGAAUCACCUGCUAGGACCAAAAAAAGACGUACCAAGGUUCCGGAUCAAGAAAUUUUAGAAGAAAAUUUGAAAGUCACAAAUUCACCUAUAAACCAAGAGGCGACAUUGAACAACGGCAUAUCUUCUCCGCAAUCUCCGACUAAUGAAUCGGGCAGAUUGAUUUUGCAUGUUGGCAAACCACCUGGAGACGACUUCGAGAACAAAGAAGAAAAUGAGUCAAUAAACAUAGCAACACCAAAGACCAUAGAAGGUGAUGAGGAUUCAUCACCACCGAGUGCAACCCCGACAAGGCCUAUACGGAAUAGUACGUCUGCACAAAAAGGAAAGAGCAACGUUGCGCCGAUAGGAGGGAGAAAGCGCUCUCCAUCCUCAAGAGCAAGGAGGAGUUCCUCGAGAAUGAAAUCUCGUUCUUCUCCAUCAAGGGGAAGAUCAAGGGGCGUAAAGGCGACUAUGACUAUUGAUGAGCUCGAUUCCGAGAAAGAAUACGAAAUGUCGACUUCACAAAUUGACCGUGGAGAAUCGUUAGGUCCAUCACAAUCGAAACCUGCUGAAGCUAACUUACCUCGAUCGGGACGACGGCGUACUAAAAUCCAUGCAACUUAUUCGGAUGAAGAAGAUGGCUUAGUCCAAACCGAUGAACUUCAAGAACCUCAAUCUGUUUUGUCAACCUCAUCACGAGGGAAAGUAAGGAAAGGAAACAAAGAAUCGAACAAUUCUAGUAUUACCUCUGUAAAACAACGCACGAGAAAAAAAACACUUAGUAUUAAGGAAACCGAACCAUCAAGAGCUCGGAAAAAACCUCCAAAUAAGAUUAAGACGAGUGACGCGGAAAGCUCUGAGUCCGAUUCAUCGGAGAAAGAUUCAUCCAAAGAGCGACAGGAUGAAAGCUCGACGGAUGACGGCCAAGACUCGGGUACUUUGACCGACUCAAAUCUGGAACAAUCGGUUGUAUUAGAUCCUUUCGGUGGAAAAUUAACACCAGAGGAGGCAGACACAUCUAAGACAAUUCCCGAUCAACAUGAUAAGGCAAUGUUCGAAAGUGCAAAGAUUCAGGUGGAAGCGAAGAUGCAACCGAGGGAGGAAAUAACUAUGGAAAUUGAGGAUCAAUCUCAAGUUUUUGCCGAUGCCACACCUAAAAUACGGACAAUUAGAUUUGGCGAUUGGGAAAUAGACACCUGGUUCGUUGCCCCCUACCCGGAGGAGUAUAGUGUGAACUCGGUGCUCCAUAUCUGCGAAUUCUGCCUGAAGUAUAUGAAAAGCGAAUAUAUCGCUGAUCGACACAAGUUGAAAUGCCCGAUGAGGAAUCCACCCGGUGACGAGAUAUAUCGUGACAAUGCCAUUUCUAUUUUCGAAGUAGACGGAAGAAAAAAUAAGAUAUAUUGCCAAAACCUUUGUCUUUUGGCAAAAAUGUUUCUUGAUCACAAAACUCUUUAUUACGAUGUUGAGCCAUUCCUUUUCUACGUGAUGACGGAAUCGAAUGAGACGGGAUGCCAUUUUGUGGGAUAUUUCUCAAAGGAAAAACGUUCCCCAUUGAAUUACAACGUAUCAUGCAUUCUCACUCUUCCCAUUCAUCAGCGGAAAGGAUACGGAAACUUACUUAUUGAAUUUAGUUACUUACUAUCGAAAAAAGAGAAUAAAACCGGGUCCCCCGAGAAACCUUUAUCUGAUCUUGGGUUGCUUAGCUAUCGCUACUAUUGGCGAAAUGUGCUUUUUGAGGAGCUAAGUCAGCCCAUGGAGUCUUUGAGCAUUCAAGAAUUAAGUCAUAGGACAAGUAUGACCGUCGACGAUAUCAUUGCCACUCUCCAAAUUAACAAUAUGAUCGAAAAGAAUAAGAGUAGUGGCACUUAUUGCAUUAUUGUAAAAAAAGAUGUCAUUGAGGGUCACCUGCAAAAGGUGUCAGCGAAAGGCUAUCCGCGAAUAAAACCCGAGAAUCUUCGAUGGACACCUUUCAUUUUAACCCGAGCCCUAGGAUUACGUACGAAUGACGACCAAGAGGAAAUAGACGACGGUGUUGGACAUGUUCUCGGGAAUGACCGAGAAGACGAUGAAGAGAGUAUGAAAUGGGAGUAG